Molecule: messenger RNA, 2292 nt
Organism: Sinocyclocheilus anshuiensis
Lineage: Eukaryota; Metazoa; Chordata; Actinopteri; Cypriniformes; Cyprinidae
Product: hemicentin-1
Exons: 8
Coding region: 70-1767 (565 amino acids)
Biological process (GO): cell-cell adhesion
Cellular component (GO): membrane
Molecular function (GO): integrin binding
Source: RefSeq, a predicted model, not a curated record
CCUUCACUGAGGAUAGCAAGACUCCAGUGAAUGAAACCACCACACUCCUGAUCCGUCCAGACAGAGCAGAUGAUGGAGCUCAAUACAGAUAAACCAAAACACUUCAAUUCAACAGAGACCAUCAUUAAAAACGACGAGGUCACACUAAACUGUACAGUGAAGGCAAAGCCGGCUCCUACGUACACAUGGCACUCAGAGCAUCUGAAAGAGGAGAUCAGCUUCUCAGUGCUCCAGUCCUCCACACUCAGUCCAGGAAACUACACGUGCACUACCACAAACUCUCUGGGAAGUGACAGCAAAGUGUUCAUCAUCAAAUCUACAGAGAGUCAAUGUCCUAUUCAACUCAUCCCACGGAGAGCUGUUGUGAGGUACGGUGACGAUGUUUCAGCUGACUGCAAAACUUCAGUCCCACAUAAAGGGAUGGGAUGGGAAGCCAGUGAGGGAGCAGUGUCCAUGACCAGAGACAGUCUGAUCACAUGGAGAGUGUCAAAUCUGAUAGAAUGGGACAUACAGCCAUUCUGCUACAUAAACCAUGAGAAACAGUGUCAAGUAGAGCUCCCAGUCACUAUUUACAAGACUCCAGACAGUGUGUCCAUCAGCAUUGUGGAUCACAGCGGACCAAUGAUAGAGGGAAAGCAGUAUGAGCUCCAGUGUGAUGUUCACGAUGUGGCUCCUGUUCAGAAUCUCACUGUCAAAUGGUACAAAGGACAGACUCUGCUGAAUCAAACCACAUUCACUGAGAAUAGCAAGACUCCAUUGAAUAUAGUCACCACACUCCUGAUCCGUCCAGACAGAGCUGAUGAUGGAGCUCAAUACAGGUGUGAAGCAGAGCUGGAACUGGGAGCAGAAGGACCUCAACCUCCUCCAAAAGAAAUAUCAGACCCUCUCAAUAUCACUGUAUAUUAUGCUUCAAAAAUUAAAUUUUGUAACAGCUGGUCACCAUUGACAGGGACCUCACUGGAUUCACAUCCUUUAAAUUUAUAUUAUGUGGUGGGUAACCCUCGUCCAGACAUCUCCUGGAGACACAAAGCAUCAUCAGUCAAUUCCUCUAUGCCUCUUACCAAAUUUGAUUCUGGCCAAUAUGAAAUCAUUGCCAGUAAUGACCAUGGUGAUUUCAAUUGUUCUAUAAACAUCACAGUAGAGUAUCCUCCAGAACUGAACUGCAGCGAGAGCUACGAAGUAAAAGAAAAAACAUUCUUCAAAUUUCCUUGCAUAGCCGAUGGAUUACCAAAGCCUAAAUUCUCCCUCUACAGAAAUGGAAAAAUUAUCGAGCGUGACUUUUAUCCCAAUUGGACUGAUAGUGGCCAGUAUCAAUUAAUCGCACAUAACCAACACGGAACAAUUAAUUCUACAUUCACCAUCAACAUCCUACAUGCCCCAGUGUUUUAUGUCAGCCAACAGAAUUUUGUCGUGGGAGAAGACAGCAACAUAACGCUAGAGUGCACCUCGGCUGGUAACCCAGAACCUGAGAUGUGGUUGAGUUUAAAAAAUAAGAACAUCUCCACUGGGAGGCGCCACAUAACCUUAAACAUUGAGAGAGCCACGUCUACCAAUGCUGGAGUUUAUACAUGCAGUGCCACGAAUAAAUUUGGACGCAAAGACAAAAGCUUCGUAGUGGAGAUAAGAGAUGACUCUCGCAACUACUUCCCUAUUGUUGCUCUGGUAUUGGGACUGCUUGUUUUAAUCCUCCUUAUAGUGAUCUUAUUGUGGGUGAGGAAAAAUACAACAGGACUUUAUGAAGUAGGUGCAGUCAGUGGAGCAGUAUGAACUGUUAAGCAAUGGGGGCCCUAAGUGAGUUUUAUCCUGUUUUAAUCAGUUGAAAUAUGCUUACAUUGAAAAAAGACAACAUAUUGAACAUCAUUCAGGUUACAAUAAAUAAAAACAUUCUAUAAAUAUCUGUGGUAUAAUGUGUAAAGCCUGUGUCAUACUUCCCGCGUGCGCUAGUCCGCUAUGGUAUGCGUGACGUAAAAAUCGUGUGACUCCCAUUUUUUCGCGCGGUCAGGCUACAAAAGCACCAACUGCGCAUGCGCGGGCUGUGUGACUAAGCCCGUUGCUAUUCGAACCUGUACAUUCCGUUGAUAAAACAAUAUAAAGACAGCCAGAUGUGCAAUUGUUUAUUCACAUGUUUGUUUACUGUUCAAGCCGAUCUACUGCGCAUGUAUGGAACACCAUCAUCGUAUGCUUUCGGUAGUACAAGUCCGCGUACGCGUCCGGAUUGCUCAUGCGGAAAGUAUAACACAGGCUUAAAAGCUAAUAUUGUACAGCAUGCACUUGUCACUUGUGUAUAUGAUA